This is a messenger RNA of Nematolebias whitei (Rio pearlfish), 3490 nucleotides long. Its product is annotated as nardilysin. Bases 221 to 3490 code for a protein of 1089 amino acids. Gene Ontology annotation, molecular function: metal ion binding; metalloendopeptidase activity. Gene Ontology annotation, biological process: proteolysis. Lineage: Eukaryota; Metazoa; Chordata; Actinopteri; Cyprinodontiformes; Rivulidae. The transcript is spliced from 32 exons. The record is from RefSeq and is a predicted model, not a curated record.
GCUGCUUGUUAGACCGGCAUAUGCUAAGACCUUUUUGCUAGCAAGAAAGAAGGGCCGUACUCAUCUGUGAGGAAGGGUCUCCAUCAUUGCUCUGUUCAGGCUGACACGGUGUGUUUCCGUGCUCAGGACUAAACGACCCCUGACAGUCGGCUGUCCUGUUAUUUGUAGUCGUGCUCUGCCGUCAGUCUGCAGUGCCAAAUUGUCGCCACAUCUGCUGAAGAUGCCGCAAACAAAUAAAUCCGACCUCCCGACAGCUGUUUCUUCGGGUUCAGUCAAAUCAGGGACCUCAGCUGAGGAGGAGUCGCCACCCUGGGAGGAGAACAAGGCUUCCGGAGAAAAGGGCGGAGGAGGAGGAGAUAGGGAGGACAAUGCUGGAGACAGUGAGAUCAUCAAGUCACCCAGUGAUCCUAAGAAGUACAGGUACAUAGUUUUAGACAACGGCCUGCAAGCUCUGCUCAUCUCUGACUACAGUGGGCCAUUACAGUCAGAUGAUGAAGAGUCAGAGGGAGAAGACGAAGAGGAGGAGGAGGAGGAAAACUCUGAAUCUGAGGAUGAAUCAGGGGAUGAGGACGAUGAGGACGAUGAGGAUGAGGGCAGUGAUGUAGACGAGAAGGGGAAAAAGAAGAAAGGAAAUGCAGAGAAACAGUCUGCUGCAGCUCUUUGUGUCGGUGUGGGCAGCUUCAGCGACCCCGGUGAUCUCCCUGGCCUCGCUCACUUUCUGGAGCACAUGGUGUUCAUGGGCAGCGAGAAGUACCCGUCAGAGAACGGCUUUGAUGCUUUCCUCAAGAAGCACGGUGGGAGCGACAACGCCUCCACCGACUGCGAGAGGACCAUCUUCCAGUUUGACGUCCAGAGAAAAAGCUUCAAAGAAGCUCUUGACAGGUGGGCGCAGUUCUUUAUCUGCCCCCUAAUGAUCCGAGACGCAAUCGACAGGGAGGUGGAGGCCGUUGACAGCGAGUACCAGCUGGCUAAACCAUCUGACUCCCACAGGAAGGAGAUGCUGUUUGGCAGUCUGGCCAAACCUGGACACCCCAUGGGCAAGUUCUGCUGGGGGAACGCAGAGACGUUGAAGCAGGAGCCAAAGAGGAAGAAGAUCAAUGUUUAUAAGCGCCUGCGUGCCUUCUGGAAGAAGUACUACUCUGCCCACUACAUGACUCUGGCUGUGCAAUCAAAAGAGAAGCUGGACACUCUGGAGGAGUGGGUGAGAGAGAUCUUCAGCAAGGUGCCGAACAAUGGUUUGCCUAAGCAGGAUUUCUCUGAUUUGCUGGAUCCUUUUGACACACCAGCCUUCUGCAAGCUCUACAGAGUCGUUCCUGUUGGGAAAGUGCACGCUUUGAAUAUCACCUGGGCUCUUCCUCCUCAGGAGAAACACUACAGAGUGAAGCCUCUCCACUACAUUUCAUGGCUGGUUGGCCAUGAGGGCAAAGGGAGCAUCCUCUCAGUGCUGAGAAAGAAGUGCUGGGCUCUGGCUUUAUAUGGAGGAAACAGCGAGACGGGCUUUGACCAAAACACCACAUACUCCAUCUUCUCCAUCUCCAUCACCCUCACUGAUGAAGGCUUCCAAAACUUCUACCAGGUUACUCACCUGGUGUUCCAGUAUCUGAAGCUGCUGCAGACACUUGGACCGCAGCAAAGAAUAUACGAAGAGAUUCAGAAGAUAGAAGCGAAUGAAUUUCACUACCAGGAGCAGAUCGACCCCAUCGAGUACGUAGAGGACAUUUGUGAAAACAUGCAGCUGUUCCCUAAGGAGGACCUCCUGACAGGAGAUCAACUGAUGUUUGAGUACAAUCCAGAGGUGAUCGGUGCAGCUCUGUCCCUCCUAACGCCAGAGAAAGCUAACCUGAUGCUGCUGUCGCCUGAACACGAGGGCAGAUGUCCCCUCAGGGAGAAGUGGUUCUGUACGCAGUACAGUGUGGAGGACGUUGAGCAGAAGUGGAUGGAGCAGUGGACAGGAGACAUGGAGCUGAGCGGUGACCUCCACCUUCCUGCAGAAAACAAGUUCAUCGCCACUGACUUCACCCUGAAGCCUUCCGACUGCCCGGACACAGACUUCCCUGUUCGCACAGCCAGCAGCGACAAGGGCUGUCUGUGGUACAAGAAGGACAACAAAUUCAAAAUCCCCAAAGCCUACAUCAGAUUCCACCUAAUCUCUCCAGUCAUCCAACAAUCCGCUAAGAAUGUUGUCUUGUUCGACCUGCUGGUUAAUAUUCUGGGGCACAACCUGGCAGAGCCGGCCUACGAGGCUGAGGUGGCUCAGUUGGAGUACAAACUGGUGGCCGGCGAGCACGGCUUGGUCAUCAGGGUUAAAGGAUUCAACCACAAGCUGCCUUUGCUGUUCCACCUGAUAACUGACCACUUGGCUGAUUUUUCUGCCUCCGGUGAUGUCUUCAGCAUGUUCACUGAGCAGCUCAAAAAAACCUACUUCAACAUCCUCAUUAAACCGGAGAAACUCUGCAAGGACGUGCGCUUGUUGAUCUUGGAGCACUCCCGCUGGUCCAUGGUGGAGAAGUACCAGGCUCUGACUUCUGGUCUGACCAGAGAAGAGCUGAUGGAGUUCAGCCGGAGCUUCAGGGCCGAGCUGUACGCUGAGGGCCUGGUGCAGGGGAACUUCAGCAGUGCAGAGUCAGUGCAGUUCCUGCAGUACAUCACUGAUAAGUUGCAGUUCUCCAAGCUGCCAGCAGAGGUGCCAGUGAUGUUCCGAGUGGUGGAACUUCCUACGAAACACCACAUCUGUAAAGUCAAAUCACUCAAUAAAGGAGACGCCAACUCCGAGGUCACCGUUUACUUCCAGUCGGGGCCAAAGACAUUAAAGGAGCACACACUGAUGGAGCUGCUGGUGAUGCACAUGGAGGAACCGUGCUUUGAUUUCCUCCGAACUAAAGAGACUCUGGGCUACCAUGUCUACCCCACCUGCAGAAACACCUCCGGUGUUCUGGGUUUCUCCAUCACCGUGGAAACACAGGCGACUAAAUUCAAUACCGAGCUGGUGGAGUUAAAGAUUGAGGAGUUCUUGGUUUCAUUUGGGGAGAAGCUCAACACUUUAACCGAGGAAGCCUUCAACACUCAGGUGACGGCUCUAGUGAAGCUGAAGGAGUGCGAGGACACACACCUGGGGGAGGAGGUGGACAGGAACUGGACUGAGGUGGCGACCCAGCAGUACGUGUUUGACAGACUCAACAGAGAGAUCGAGGCUCUGAAGCAGAUGACCCGAGCCGAGCUCGUCUCCUGGUUCCAGGGACACUGUGGUGAAAACAGCUGCAGACUCAGCGUGCAUGUCGUGGGCUUCGGUGCUGAAGAGAAGGACGAGAACGGAGACGGUAAAAAUGGAGGAGGCCAAGGAGACGAUUUAUGUGGUUCAACCUACGGAGAGGUGUCCAAGCUCACCUUCCUUCCUGUCUCAACCAAGAUGGCGGGCGCUGUCGCCAUCAUGGACAUUCCUGCUUUCACUGAGGGCUUGCCUCUCUUCCCUUACCACAAGAUACUGAAAUAA